AUGUUUUUAUUAACUACGAGAGUGUUUGCCGCGACAUCAUGUAGUGGUGGGCAGUACCUUUCUGGAACAAUAUGUCAUUCUUGUCGAGCGGGGUCUUAUUCCUCGGGUGGUACAACGACAUCAUGUACUUCAUGUUCUUCUGGUUCGUAUUCUGGCUCUGGUGCUUCGUCGUGUACAAAAUGUAAUCUUGGAUAUUAUGCUUCAAGUUCUGGGUCAUCGUCGUGUACCCAGUGUUCUGUUGGUAAAUAUGCUCCAAGUUAUGGGUCUACUUCAUGUUCAACUUGUCCAGCAGGGUAUUUUUCUGCUGGUGGUGCUUCUUCGUGCACAAAAUGUAGUGCGGGGUAUUCUUCUGGUACUGGAGCUUCAAGUUGUAUACUAUGUGAUGCGGGAUCUUAUUCUUUAUCGGGAUCAUCAAGUUGUAAACUAUGUGAUGCUGGAUCAUAUUCAAGCAGUACUGGAGCGGCAUCUUGUAAUUUAUGUAAUGCUGGGUAUUAUUCAAAUAAAGGAGCAACCACUUGCACUACAUGUCCUGGUGGAUAUUAUUCGGCAUCUUCUGGCAGUGCAAAAUGCACGGCGUGUGCUGCAGGAACACGCUCUGAAUCCACAGUGUCAUCAACAAAAUGUGUGACGUGUGGUCGAGGAACAUAUUCGAGCAGCGGAAGUGCUUAUUGUACUGAUUGUAGAGCAGGAACUUUUGCAGAUGAACAAGGAAUUUCGUCGUGUAAAACGUGUGCAGAUGGCUAUUAUUCAACAACUGGAAGUUCAUCGUGUGUACAAUGUGUUUCCACGAGUUGUGGAGUGUGUUCAAAAACGACUGGGGAGUGCACUUCGUGUAAUGUUGGCUAUUCGUACGAUUCGUCAAAUAAGAACUGUUCGAUAUGUCCCGCAUCGUAUUAUUCGAGUGGUGGCACUUCGUUGUGUUCAAAGUGUGCGACUGGGUAUUACUCACUCAGUGGUUCAAGUGGGUGUACAACGUGUUCCACAAGUUGUAAAACGUGCGACCAAACAAAUGGAAACUGUUUAUCUUGCUAUGACGGUUAUUUUAUGAAUGGUAAAAUAUGUGAUACAUGCCCAGCUGGCACGUACCAAAGUGGUGGAAGUUGUGUAACGUGUCCAGACAUGCAAUACUCAUUGGCAGGAAGCACAAUGUGUAAAAGUUGCAGUUCGACAUGUUUGAGUUGUGAUAAGACAAAUGGGUAUUGCACAUUGUGUGAAUCUGGAAUGGGAAUUACAACAACAACGUGUUCUGUGUGCAGUGCUGGUACAUACAGCAUUGCAAACAAAUGUGAGUAUUGUCCACUUGGAAUGUACUCAUCAUCAAAGAGUUCGUUAUCAUGUCAGCAAUGUGACACAAAAUGUGAUGGGUGUGAUGCGACGAAUGGGUAUUGUGUCAACUGUGUGACUGGGUAUGGUCUUGCAGCUGGGAAGUGUGCCAUAUGUCCAAGGGGAACUUACUACCUGAGUUCUGUGUGUCAGAGUUGUGGUGAGAUGGCAUACCAAGAUGUUGAAGGACAAACCACCUGCAAGUUGUGUGACUUGUCGUGUGCAAGUUGCAAUGCAACAAAUGGAAAAUGUCUUACGUGUGCUGCUGGAUAUGGCUUUGACAGUGGAGUGUGUACGUUGUGUGGCGACCUCACAUUCUCAGAAGGCGGUGUUUUGCAGUGCCAACAGUGUUCUACUGAAUGUAAAAAGUGUGACAGAAAAAGUGGUGCUUGUACAUCGUGCGAAGUCGGCAACAAGAGAGUUGACAACAGUUGUGUGUCGUGUGCUCCAUCUGGAUAUUGUGAUUUGUGCACAGACGAGACAUCAGAUGGUAUUUGUGUAUCAUGCGAAGACGGAUUUUAUUUGAAUAAAGAUGGCAAUUGUCAAAAAUGUAGUGAUAUUCACAAAGACUGUCUGACGUGUUCUAAAACAACAAAAACGUGUCUAUCGUGUGCAGGCAACAUGAUAUCAACUGGCACCAGUUGUGUUGCAUGUGAAGUUGGGAUGGUCAAAGUCACAGAAACGACAUGCGACUACUCGUACAAUGUCAUCCCAAAGUGUCAAAUUGCAGACUUUGUCAAUAAUCAACACAUUUGCACUGCAUGUUUUGCGCCAUACGUCACUUCAAGUGACUUGAAGGCGUGCAAUUUGGGAUACACAACUACAACAUACUACGACACAGAUGAUCACAAAUUACACACCAACAUGGAUGGGUGCGUCAACCAAAUCGAUACAACGUGUUACUUGUGUGAUUUUACAGCGAUGUUGUUAAACGGAGUUUGUAAUGUUAAGAAUGAAAAGUGUGAGACAUCCUCGCAACACGGCUGCGACAACUGCGUUUCAGAUGUGAUCACAUCAAAUGGCAACUGUGUUGUUAACACAAAUUGUAAAUAUGAAAUCAACAGAGAAAUUGGCACCGAGUGUUUGUAUUGUGUUGAUGACGUGUUGUGUGGCAAAGCAAAACAAAAUUGUGAAACAUCACACAACGAGUACUGCUACUUGGCAGUGAGUGGAUAUCACACAACAAAUGACAACACCGUUGAACAAUGUGAAAGUGAAGUGUGUGUCAUUUCAAAUGGAGUUAUCACCGAUAUGAAAUGUAAAGAAGACAAAUUGUUGAUAGAUGGCGUGUGUACAACUAAUACAAUGUGUUAUAUUAUGUUGUAUGGUGAUUGUAUCAAGUGUGAUUCAAAACAACACAUCUCACAAGGAAAGUGUUUAUCAAACAGUGCGAAUUGUGACAACCAGAAUAGAGAUAUUUGCAUUGUGUGUAAUAACACCAUCAACGUUGGCGGCGUGUGCACAGACACACAGUCAAUUCACUGCUCUUCAUUUGACAAAGUGUGUGUCAUUUGUGAAAGUGGUUAUUACAAAGAUGUUGAUAGGUGUAAAGUGAAGACUGGCGCGUUGUCAGAUUGUGAUGUUGUCUCGUUGCUCAACACCAAAUGUGUCGAAUGUGAGUCCGAUUACAAUUUCAAUGGAAUUUCGUGUGUGCCACAAACACUUCCAAAUGAGACCACCAAACAGACAACUAAAAAUGAAGAAACACAGACAGACAGCCAUUGUGAAGUGAGCACCACAAAAGGGUGUCUGAGGUGUUUAAGUGGGUAUUACCUCGCAGACCGCAUGUGUGUGAAGUGCGAGUAUCCCUGUGUCUACUGUUCGAAUCGGACAUUCUGCACAAAGUGUGACGACUACUCGUAUGCAAACAGCAACGGCGUUUGCACUGAAAUCAACGCACUUGUCAGUGUGUGUGACGUGUUGAUGUCAACAUAUCGCGGGUGUGUAGUCUGCAAGGAGGGGUACAUGAGGUCAUCUGAUGGGUCAACAUGCAUUGGCUGUGAUGAGUCAUGCAAGUCGUGCACAAAUGAAGGGAAUUGUGUUGUGUGCGACAAUAAAUUUUAUCGCACGUCAUCAAACGUCACCAAAUUGUGUUCACCACAAAGCGAGUUGACUUCGUGUGCAAACAAAACAACAGCUGGUUGUGUGCUAUGUGAAAGCGGACACUAUCUCUCAAACAAUUUGUGUGUGAAGUGUCAAGACACGUGUACACAAUGUUAUGGCAUUGAUGAGUGCAUUGAUUGUGUGAAAGACAAUGUACUCGUGUCUGGUGUCUGUUCACAUUAUACAACCAUUGAGAACUGUGUUGAGUCUGCCAACAACAAAUGUUCAAAAUGUGAUGACAACUACAAAUGGGUUUAG
This is a messenger RNA of Entamoeba invadens IP1, 3684 nucleotides long. RefSeq lists its product as hypothetical. The coding region runs from base 1 to 3684 and encodes 1227 amino acids. The transcript has 2 exons. NCBI's taxonomy places the organism in Eukaryota, Evosea, Mastigamoebida, Endamoebidae. The record is from RefSeq and is a predicted model, not a curated record.